Messenger RNA from Planococcus citri (citrus mealybug), 4974 nucleotides. Its product is annotated as transport and Golgi organization protein 1-like. Gene Ontology annotation, biological process: protein secretion; endoplasmic reticulum to Golgi vesicle-mediated transport; vesicle cargo loading. The record is from RefSeq and is a predicted model, not a curated record. NCBI's taxonomy places the organism in Eukaryota, Metazoa, Arthropoda, Insecta, Hemiptera, Pseudococcidae. Gene Ontology annotation, cellular component: endoplasmic reticulum exit site; endoplasmic reticulum membrane. The transcript has 15 exons. Bases 182 to 4411 code for a protein of 1409 amino acids.
AUGAUCGAGAUGAUUAUGUGUAUGUGUCCAAAAAUUCGAAGAUAGAAAAUUAUCGUAUUUUGAUGAGAAUUUUCAUUUUACUGUCAAUUUAUAAAACUAUGCAGUGAAAUCAUUAUAUCCGUUCGGUUGCGAUCAGUUUCGAAGGCUCUGCAGCAUCAGCGGAGAAUGUUCAUGUAUCGAAAUGUUUGUUAAAAUGCAUCGGGUAAUGUGUUUGCUGGUUACUGCUCUACUAAUUUUACUGCAGAUUUCAUGUCAGAAUAAUGUAGAAAAGCAGUUUUUAUGCAAGAAUGAAGAAUGUUCGGAGCCAAUGGGUGAAUUCAGAGUCGUCAAGAAGUAUAAUCCUAAUUCACUGGGGAAAGUAGGAGCGAAUGCCAGAGAUAAAGGUGUUAUUCUAGCCAAACCUGAAGAUAGAAGCACUGGUUUAUUGAAAGUGAAGAUUAAUGAUGAAAUUGGUUUCUUCCCCUUACAUUUCGUCAAGAUACUCAAGGAAGAAAAAGGGAAUAUCGCGGUCAAAUUGGCCAUUCCAGUGAAUUCCGGUUCUAGUGAUGUCCUGUCUACGCUUGAUCCUUAUAAAGAAAAGGAAAAAAGUACCAGGUUAAACGAUGCAUCGGUUUCCGAUAUCCAAACCGAUGAAAUAAAUUCUACUGAUAGUUUACCUAAUUCUGAAAGCAGUUACAGCGAGUCUACUCCGUCUGUUGUUGAAGAUUCUUCAAAUAAAAAUGAGAAACCGAUUCCGCCUACUCUUGAUAAACACUCUACUCAAGAUCAUGCCGCGUCAGAACCACUUAAUAAUGAUCAAAGGAAUGAAGACACUGGCAGUUCUAAUAAGGAUUCCUCGUAUGGUCAGCAAAAUGUUGUCGAAGAAUCGCAAAAUGAGACCGUAAGUCAAGAAAAAGAAGAACAAGUUCUAUCAGAUAUUCUUUCGAAAUUAGAACAUACUUCAGCCGAAGGUAAUGAAUCGACUGCUGACGUUGUUUCUGUGAAACUCGGAAACACUUCAACAGAAGUUAAUGAAUCAGAAACUGUAAAUGUUAUUGAAGAGUCUGAAAAUAUUACCGAAAGUUCAAGUAAUAUCAUUCACGAUACAAUUGAAAAUUCAACUCAAGCAAUACACGAGGAAAAAGAAAACAUCAAUAUUUCGGUUGAAAGUGUUACGGAAACGUCUUCAAAAAUUCAAAGCGAUGCUCACGUAAAUGAGAUUUCAAAUAGCUCCGAGUCAAUAUCAGGUACCAUCGAAUCCCUAAACGAUUCCAUAAGGACAGAUAUAAAUCUGAAAAAUAUUCAAAACGAAAGUCUGUCUCUUGAAAAAGACACCACUGCGGGUAGUCUUCCAAAAGCCGAGAAUCCUAUCGAUCCCAUUGAGAAUCUCGUUCAGAGUUCUGGCGCUGUGAAAGAAGAUCAUGUUACGUCUUCUUCUGAUAAAGUUGAAGCUGACGCCAACACAAGCUCUGAAUUAAACUUUUCUAGUCUGAAUGUUGAGCCGCAAAAUAGUUCUGCUACAGCCGACGUAUCCAGUAAUACUGAAGCAGACGUACAACAAAAACCAGACGGUCUUGAAACCGAUCAUAUUGCAUCCGUUUCAAAGGAAGUUCAACCCGAUAACGAAACAAGUCCUGAAUCCAACUUUCAACUUCCUCCUGCUCCUCCCACAAUGCGAAGCUUUCCAGACAAUGAAGAGUCACUCGUUUCGAAGGAAUCUGAGAUAUCUAUUGACGAGGUUAUAAAUGUAGCUCGGUCGGAUAAUCAGAACAUCACUUCUGAAGGAGCUGAUCUUGCCAACACUACACUUGAUCACGAACCGAACAGUACCGAAAGUGAUCAUGUUACUGAAGCGAAUCUACAACACCAUUCAGCCACUCCCGUAGCAGCACCUUAUGAAAUCCCGCCGCCUCCUCAUAUUGAAACGACUACAGAAACAGAUCAAAAUAAGCUACCUAUCGAAUCAGUGAAAAAUAUCGAAUCAAACGAAUCCAUUCCGACUGAAUCAUCGCCUAUUGGAUAUAGCUCUCCGGUCUCGGAAGAUACUGCACCGUCUGAAGUACCAGAGCCCUAUCAAUACAUUAAAACACAACCGUAUCCAUCUCUAUUUUCUAAUAUCGCUACAGAAAAUCAACCUGCUGUUACCGAAAAAAUUGAUCAAGUUUCUUCGCAAGAAAUUAUUGAAGACGAUCCUAAAUCGGUUGAACAAAUGAGUGAACAAGCGUCAAGUGAAUCUGUUGCCGUACCAGUUGGCAUUGGGCAAAAACAAGGAUUGAAUGAUUUUAUCCACUCGCCUCGGAAAGAAAUCCAUGAAAAUGUACCUGAAAAUGUACCUGCAGAAUCUGUCAAUGUUCCAGAAACUCUCGAAGAAAAAUCUGUUUACGAAACAAUCCAGGAGUAUUUGCCUGACUUUGGCGUUCUAUUAUACAGUUUUUACGAAACGUCAAAAAGUUUUUUCGUUUCGCAACCAUCCUCUCAAACAGAAAGCAUCGAAACUGAAUCUUGUUCUGCAGACCAAUUCUGUGGCACUGAUCGUUUGAAUAGUCCUAUGGAUAAACCUGAGCACUCCGAAAGUGAAACUAUUUACGAAAUACCUCUGUUGGGUGUGGUGAAUAGAGAUCAAAUUACGUUGGUAUCUGGAAUCCUGACAACAGUAUUUUUGGCUACAAUUUUACUAUGGUGGCUGAUGAAUUACUUUACUAGAAGCAAAAAAGUGGGUUUAUUAGUAUCGAGAAUCAACCAGUUGGAGAAUAAAUUGUUGAUAUCUACCAGAGAGGUUGCAUCUUUACAAGAACAAUUGGUGGAACAGGAUUCCGUGGCCGAAUCGAAACAAAAUGCAGUUGAUGCUAAAAGAAUCGCCGAAGUUUACGAACAUAAGAUCAAUCAAUAUAAAAAAAGAACCGUCGAACUCGAGGAUAAAGUUUUAUACUUGGAGAAGGAAUUGGAAAAUGUAUCAAAUUCCGCCUUAGAAAUGCACAAGUUGCUGGAAAAUUCGUUAGCUACUCAAGCUCAAUCUAAACUUGCUCUCGACGAAGUGGAAACAUUACGAACUUUGGCAGAAAGUCAAGAAAUUCAAAUCGAUGAGCUAAAAAGAGAAAUCAAUUCUGUCAUUACCGAAAAUGAAUGCUUGAAAGUGGACAAUGACGUGAAUAAAUCUGCCAUUAAAAAAUUGGAAAAAGAAUGCAACGCUCAAACGAAAAAGAAUGUGGAGUUGUCUGAAAAGAAUCGUAACUUGACGUUGAAGUUAGAUAAGGAACUAGAAAAUAACAGCGUAUUAGAAAGUAAUUACAAAUCGGAAAUAUACGAAUUACGUUCCAAGUUGGAAGAUGUCGAAAUGAAUUUGAAACGGUCUGAAUUCCAAGUCCAAGAAUUACAGCGAGUUGUGCUCGAGAGAGAAGACGGUGUUCAAAUCUCGAACAACGAUGUACAGUUAAAAAUACAAAUUUCUACAUUGGAGGCAAUGAAUAACGAGCUUAGUGGUCAAUUGAAUGAACAAAAAAAUGCCAGAAGAAUGCUCGAAGAUCAUGUUGGAGAUAUUACGAAAGAUUUGAACAAUUUGAAAAAAUCAUUUGAAAAUAGUGAAAAAGAACGAAAUCAAGCUAUUACGAAGUUACAAGUCUUAACGCAAUUUUUCAAAGAAAAAGAAGAACAGUUGAAAAAAGAACUCGAAUCUAAAGAUAAGCUGUCUCUAGAACGUGAGAGCAAAGAUCAGUCGCUGAGUCAGAAAUUGACUUUGAUGCGAGAAGAAAUUAGUAACUUGAAGAUUCAAAAUGAAGAGUUGAAAAAAGAAGUUUUGGAUCAAGAAGCUAGUUAUAAAGUGCAACUUGCCAAUGCAGAGCAAAAAACCAGAGAGCAUUGGUUCGCUUUGAGACAAGCCGAAAGAAAAUAUAAAGAGAGCCAGCAAGAAGCGGCAAUAUUACGGAAUAAGAUUUUAGUUAUAGAAACAAACAUGUCUAGUAUAAGUCAUAAAGCGGAUGAUAAAAAUAGCAGCGGUAUAAACGGAGAUAUUCCCGGUGUAUCUCCGGUCCUUUAUCAUCCUUCUCUAUCUCCGGAUUUGUUACCAUAUCCAUCUCCAUCGGAUUUCAUUCCACCGCCUCCAUCUCCCAUAGCUAGUCAUUCUCCGGAUUUCUUUCCUCCAGAACCUAUUUACUCUCCCGAUGAACGUCUGCCUCCUUUGGGCGGUCGUCGAGCCCCAUCACCGCCGCUGCCUAUUUCACCCGAUGAUGAUUUCGGUCCGCCACCGCCUGUGAUGAAAUUCGCUCCCGGAAGAAAUCACAACGUCGAACCUCCAAUUCCAGGUGGUUACAGUAGGAGAACACCUCCACCGAGUGGUCGGCAUAGAUCACAAUACAAGUCCAGGCCGCCAAGAAGUUCCAUUGAUUCACCUUCUUCUGGCAUGUCGUUGGAAUCUUUGGAUAAAUCAGGGAGAUGAUAUUACGUUACUGGGUAUCUGUAAAAAUGUUGCCGACCAAGACGAAUACGAGCUACUCUUUAUUGUCUUAAUUUCUUAAUUGUGAUAUGAAUUCGUUGGUAGUUUACCAGAUACGUGCAGGGCUUCGUAAUUGUAAUUGAGAAAUACAUGUUUUUAAAAAAUAUUUUACAAUACUGCAGCUUUCACUACGGUUAUAUUUUUUUUUCGUUGCGCGAAUUUAUUUAUUCAUUUUUUUUUUUUUUUAGAAAUCGACCAACACCAUACCUUUUGUAUUAUGUUUAAACUUUGCUGUUGCAGUGCAAUUUCAUACUUUAGCAUUUGUUGAGGAGAAUGUGAACUUUCGUUAAAUGUAGUUAGUAAUAGUACCUAAUACCAAUAGUUAAUAAAUUUAGCAAAAUUUUAAAAAAAAUUUCAAUACUGAAAUCAAAUUCCACUGUAUGUACAAUUUCAUCUAUUGUAGGAACUGCAAUAGUAUUGUGUAUUUAUGAUUUUUUUUAAAAAACUGUUUUGUUAUUUAUUGUUUUUGUUCUCAGCAUUAAUUUAAUAUAAUAUUUGUUAGCGUA